AUGAGUAGGGAAUUGCAAGAACGCCGAGAGCAAGAAGAGAAAUUGGAACAAAAAGGGUUACAAGAGAUAAGUCGACUGGAAAGAGAACAUGUUCAAAUACAUAGUCAAUUGCUAAGUGCUUUGGAUGAAAUAUAUCUGUUGCGAGAAGGUGGGGUAGCCAUGAUGAAUGAAAAGGUAGAGAAGGAAUCGCAUUUACUCGAAUUACGGAAACAAUUACAGUUGAGUUUGGAUAAGAGUGCAGCCAUCUUAAAGACAUUUGAAAGAACUAACGCAAUGAGUAAUAGUGGUGGCGAUCGUGAGGAUACUGAAGAGUCCGCAGGUGGCAUUAUUAAUACGGCUGUUCUAAAUGAUGCUAAGAUGGUGAAUGACAUCAACGAACAAAAUAAUAAGUCUAUAGAGAACAUCUUGGCCAAAAGACUUCGAGAUAUGAUGGAUGUGAAUUUCCAUCAAGACUUCCAAUUGAAUGAAUUGUUAACAAAACAGGAUGAAAUGUUACAAAAACUUUAUCUUGAAAGACGACGAUUUCAUCAAUUAAAGAGUAAAUUGGUGUCUGUCGCUGAAACACGUCAGACGCUUGCGAAAGACAAGCAAGAACAAGACAAAGACUCUUAUGGGAACGAAGACAAAGAUGGAGGUGAAGAUGAUGAUGAUGAUGAUGAUGAUGAACAAGAUGUACAAUUGGGAAGGGAAAACUUGGUGAUGGAUGAAUUAUUAAUGGCGUUAAAAGUAACUACUGGAUACCGCCGUACCCAGUGA
Messenger RNA from Naumovozyma dairenensis CBS 421, 756 nucleotides. It is a transcript of the gene MCM16, whose product is annotated as Mcm16p. The record is from RefSeq and is a predicted model, not a curated record. Bases 1 to 756 code for a protein of 251 amino acids. The transcript has a single exon. NCBI's taxonomy places the organism in Eukaryota, Fungi, Ascomycota, Saccharomycetes, Saccharomycetales, Saccharomycetaceae.